Vanrija pseudolonga is the source of this 1785-nucleotide messenger RNA. Its product is annotated as Baeyer-Villiger monooxygenase. Gene Ontology annotation, molecular function: oxidoreductase activity. The record is from RefSeq and is a predicted model, not a curated record. Bases 1 to 1785 code for a protein of 594 amino acids. The transcript is spliced from 8 exons. NCBI's taxonomy places the organism in Eukaryota, Fungi, Basidiomycota, Tremellomycetes, Trichosporonales, Trichosporonaceae.
AUGGCCUCCGAAAAGACAUCCACUGCAGUCCCCACGCUCGUCGGCGCCGCCGAGGGCAGCCCCUUUGUGGCGGCCAAGACGAUCAACUCGCUCGCCAACCCGUCGGUGCUCAUCGUCGGCGCGGGUAUCGGCGGCAUCACGCUCGCGCUCGACCUCGACGACCAGGGCCUGACCAACUGGAUUAUGAUCGACCGCGAGGCCGGCGUCGGCGGAACGUGGUGGCAGAACCGAUACCCCAUCCCCGCCGUUGCGUACUCGCACUCGCGUUUCCAGAACUCGCAGUGGACCGAGACGCAUCCCGAGCGCGCCGAGCUCCAGGAGUACUGGGCCAACAUUGUCAAGACGCAGGGGCUCGAGAACCGUCUGCGCCUGCAGCACGACUUUGUCAAGGCCGACUGGGACGCCGAGGCGUCGCUCUACCACGUCACGUUGCGGGACACGGCCAACGACCGCGAGGUGCACGUCGAUGCCCAGGUGAUCGUCGGCGCCACAGGUGCCUUCUCCGAGCCGCGCCGUAUUCCCCUCCCCGGAGAGGACCAGUUCAAGGGGCAGAUUAUCCACUCGGCGCGCUGGCCGCACGACCUCGCGCCCAGCGACCUGCGCGGCAAGACGGUCGUGGUCGUCGGGAACGGGUGCAGCGGCGUGCGAAUCGUCGGCACGCUCGGCCUCGACCCAAAGAUCAAGGUCGUGUCGCUCGCGCGCACGCAGCAGUGGCUCAUGCCGUCGCUCACGCGCGGGUGGGACGGCGCGCGCAACUCUGCGCCCAACUCGGAGCAGCUGCGUGACUUCCGCGCGCGCUUCCCGUUCUUCCAGAAGGUCUACCGCCUGCUCAUGCUCGCCAUCCUCGACUCGCGCUUCAAGACGCAGCUCAUCAAGGAGGGCAAGAGCCGCCGCAAGGUACAGGAGAAGGCAAUUGGCGAGUGGAUGAGGAAACGCGCCCCGCCGCACCUCAAGGACAAGAUUGUCCCCGACUUCCCCUUCCAGGCCAAGCGCUACGUGUUCGAGGACGGCUACUUUGCAGCCAUCAACUCGCCGCAGAACCGCGCCAUCUACGGGCGCGUGACUGCGCUCACCGAGAACGGCGUGCAGGUCGACGACGGCAGCCAUGUCGACGCCGACGUCGUGGUCCUGUCGACGGGAUACGACGCGGACCACAUCGACAUGGAGGUCUCGGGCUCGACCGACAGCACAAACAACUACAACGGCAAGGGCGACCAGGUAUGGUACCACGGCGUGGCGCUGCCCGGCAUCCCGAACUACUUCACGCUCUGCGGCAACAACUUCCUCGUCAACCACAGCAGCGUGACCAUCGUGCUCGAGUUCCAGGCGGCGUACGUCACCAAGCUCAUUGCCGCCAUGCGCGACAACUCGAUCCCCGUGCUCGAGGUUAAGCAGGACGCCGCGGAGAAGUACGACCAGAUCAUUGCCAAGAAGCUCGAGAAGACGACGUGGCCGCUCGUCAACAACUACUGGCGCAAGGGCGGCUCGGGGCGCAUCUUUACCCACUACCCCGGCCCAGUCGUCGCCCAGUGGUGGGACAACGCGUGGGUCGUCUGGUCCGACUACAAGGGCGGCGAGAAGCUCGCGCGCAGCCAGCGCAUCCGCUCGAUCGCGUACACUGUCGCGCUGCUCGUCGGCCUCGCGUAUGGCGGCAAGUGGGCCGUCGACUCGGGCCUCGUCCACCGCCUCGGCGUUGGCGCGCAGGACCUCGUCAACGCCGUCGUGCACGCCGCCACGGCUGCCAAGGACGUUGUCGUCGAGGCCGCGCACAAGAUCACCGGUUAG